Spodoptera litura is the source of this 728-nucleotide messenger RNA. RefSeq lists its product as uncharacterized. NCBI's taxonomy places the organism in Eukaryota, Metazoa, Arthropoda, Insecta, Lepidoptera, Noctuidae. The record is from RefSeq and is a predicted model, not a curated record.
AUGUUUCGACCCGAAGACCAGCAAGUUGAAAUAUGUUUACUCAAGUCGAAUUUAGAAGAAAUCGAAAAUGAGUUAGUGAUUCAGCGUUCUGCACUACCAGCAUUGGACGCAGAAAAUGAACAAAAAUAUAGAGAGACUAUGACUGCGCUGCGGGUCACCCGCUCAAUGAACACUGAAAUUGAACGGCUUAAACUUGAAAAUGUACGAUUGACUGCGAAACGUAUGCAAUUGAAGCGACAAAGCGAUGAUAUUACUAAAAGCUUGGAACGGGCACGGGAGGACCAAAGUGAACUUGCAAAAUCCGUGAAACAAGAAGCGCAGGAAACAGAACUUAUCAUACGUCAGUAUGAAGACUUAUUGGAAGAAAUAUCAAAUAGGUUCAGAAACACUCGAGGAUAUUACAAUGAAGAAGAAAUUAAUAAGGAAACUGAAAAUGUUAAUUCAACAAUAAUACAAUUAACGGAUGAAUUAGAAAAGAGACAAUGUAUGGUAAACGAAUUGAAAUCACAGCUGAGUAUGAUUCAACCAGCUGUACCAGAAGACAUCCUUACAAUAUUUGGAAAACAAGAAUUAGAUAACAAAGUACAGGAACUUUCUGAAAAGUUAGAAGCGUUGAUUGAAAAACGUAAAAUUCUUCUACAAAAUCCAGAGUGACUUAUGAAUUCGACACAUCUAAUAUAAGAUUUUUUUCAAUUCCUUUGAUAUUUCCAGAAAUUGUAUUCUUUAAA